Trypanosoma conorhini is the source of this 350-nucleotide messenger RNA. Its product is annotated as receptor-type adenylate cyclase. The annotation marks the transcript as partial. The record is from RefSeq and is a predicted model, not a curated record. The transcript has a single exon. NCBI's taxonomy places the organism in Eukaryota, Euglenozoa, Kinetoplastea, Trypanosomatida, Trypanosomatidae.
AUGGCGGUGUGUUGGGGGCGGCGCGGCUGCUGUGCGCAGCUGGGCUUGCGGCCCUCUGCGGCGGCGCCGUGCCUUCUUGUCCUUGUCGUCGUCGUCCUCCCUCUUCUGCUGCUGCUGCCCCUUCCAUGUGGCGCUGCUCGGUCUGCGGCGGUUCAAAAAGAAGUCAAGGUUGUGUUUUUUCGCUUCAAUAUCCCGAGGCUUGAUGAUUUUUCCAGGAACAUCGUUGCGGGGCUAAAGGCUUCGUUGCACUCGCGGAACUUCGUUGUGGAGGACGAUGUGCGUGUGGAUGUUGUCAUGCAAAACACAACAUUCGCCACUUAUCCAGGGGAACUUUCUUCGGUGUUGAGGAA